AUGAAACUACAUAAGAUCAGAAUUAUAGUUGUUGCAACUGCAAUCAUAUCAUUAUUGGUGUGUUUUGGAUUUAUGAUAUGGUAUUUGAGGCAAUAUAAGUUAUCAAAGGAUGCAGAGACUGGGGAUCGGAAUGCCAUUAAGAAAAGGAAGAAAUCGAAGUUAAAGAAGGAUUAUAAAUUACAGAAAAUCGAUGGAUUCCAUAAAACAAAUGAUUAUACGAUCAAUAAGCGGUACAAUAUACCAAUAAACAAAGUAAACAUCCAGAAAAUCGCCAGCAAAUACAAAAGCCGGCUUAUAAAUUACUUUCAGAGAGCAGAAUCAGUGGAAAAGGGCAUUUCUCAAACUAUACAGGACAAGAUGAGUAUGAUCUGCUCUAUAAUAAACGGAAAAGAUGUUUCAGAAUUCAAAUUGCAAUUGAAACAUAUUCUGGAGGAAGACAACUUCUGGCUUUCAGGUUACCACUCAUUUUUCCUACCAGUGUGUUCGUUGGAAAAGAAUUGUGUGGGCUAUAGUGUUGCACCAGAGUUCUUCAUGCUAUGUAAGUCAGAUAAGGCAUAUAUGGAACGAUUGAACACUAUAAAGGAAACAUUGAUCAUAUAUUUAACCAAAGAGUAUGAUCGCGAGGUACUAUUAAGGGCUAUACCAAAUGAAGAUAGUAUAGUACAGAACUAUCAAAUAACUGUGAUGUCAUACGCACAGUUUGGGCUGAGGAAAACGGCUGAUGUGUUACAAAAACACCAGCGGAAGUGGCUAUUGCUUUACGCAAUAGACUAUUAUAGUCUGUAUCGCAAGGAUUAUCGAACAGUCCUGCAGCGAGUACCAGAAUAUAUGAUUGCGUAA
Messenger RNA from Enterospora canceri, 840 nucleotides. The record is from the annotation of a GenBank genome assembly. Lineage: Eukaryota; Fungi; Microsporidia; Enterocytozoonidae.